Anastrepha ludens (Mexican fruit fly) is the source of this 1390-nucleotide messenger RNA. Its product is annotated as WD repeat-containing protein 91. The record is from RefSeq and is a predicted model, not a curated record. Gene Ontology annotation, molecular function: protein binding; phosphatidylinositol 3-kinase regulator activity. Bases 58 to 1014 code for a protein of 318 amino acids. Gene Ontology annotation, biological process: early endosome to late endosome transport. The transcript is spliced from 3 exons. Gene Ontology annotation, cellular component: early endosome membrane; late endosome membrane; extrinsic component of endosome membrane. Lineage: Eukaryota; Metazoa; Arthropoda; Insecta; Diptera; Tephritidae.
CCGUUGUUCCUUUUUAUUAGUUUCCAAACAAACAAAAGUAAAUAAAUUGUCUACGAUAUGGCGCAGGUUGCUUUUCUGGACAACCUUCUGAAGGAAUAUUUGGUGUUUAGAGGUUUUUCUUCCACCUUAAAAACUCUCGACCAGGAACAAAGGACCGAGAAAGAUCAAAGCUUCCGUGCCGAGAAAUUGUUGGAAAAUUUUAAUCAGUCCAUUCAAAGCCAUGAUUUAGCUGCGCUACGAGCGCUUUGGGCGCACUUAGAUAGCAACCUCUUCAGCAAACUGGAGCAUACUUAUGCCACAGCUGUGAAGAAAUUGGAAAAUAGUUUACUCAAGUUGUACCUGGUAACGGCCUACUCAAGCAAUCGUCUGGAUAAAGUAACAGAAUUUUUCGCAAAACUUGCAGUAGAUUUACAACAACAAAGCGAAUGGAAGGAUUGGUUUUAUUUUCCAUUUUGUAAGAAUGCUGAGGACUCGCCCACUUUCGCUUUGUACUUUUCGAAACAAUGGCAAGACACAUUACAAUUAUCGCUGCGUAACUUCCUUACAACAAUUUACCAAUGUUUGCCACAACCAACUAUUGUACGCGCCGAAUACGAGGCCGCGCAUAUACGGCGACUACAGGAGGAGAAUGCUUUGCUGAAAACGCGCUUACAACAAAUGCAACAACAAAUAUCGACCUCCGGUAGUAAUCAGAAUCUUAAUGCUGCCGGUAGCGAUUCCAGUGGAGCGCGUCGUCGUGCAUCGUAUAGACCACAGCAAAGUCUUAGUGACAUUUUGCCCUUCGACGUUAGUCCGCCGGGGCAUGUGGUAGAUGAUUUUUCAGUAAUAUCAUCGGAAGUGAAUAAUGUAGCGCAAGCAAGUGAUGCACAGGCACGCGGCUUGCGAAUGCUGAUACGCAACAUUGGAUCGGGGGGAUCGCCAGACACAGGCGGACGUAAAGAUGCUAGUAGUAGCGGAACUAACGACAAGGCAAACAAGCGGCGCUCAGGUAGUGUGGGGCGUAAUUGGAUAUAAUUCGAAAGUCUGGAAGGAUGAUUGGAAAAUCACAGAAACAAAUUAAGUUAUAUCAUUAUUAUAAAAAAAGGGCAUGUAGCAUAGGACACAUAACAGAAGUAAAACUUUCAAGGCAUACAAAGAGGGAGAGACCCGAGGGAGAGAGAAAGAAUAUAUAUCUAAAUAAAUUCACAACAUUUGCAGAGAAUACAAAUACACAAAAUUUAUCCAAAACGGAGAAGUUUCGACCGGUGUAGGUAAACGCCCGCACUACUCCGAGCGUUUAUCACCCGCACAAACGCAUCGAUUCCAGGACCCCAGCAACGACACAAAUUACCGCAAGGCCAUACUAAUAAAUCCGACGCCGGAAUGGAUAGCACUUUAUAGUGCGCACAAG